CGAGCACACAGCGAGGAUACGAGGGCGGAUCCAUGGAAGGGAGGGGGGGUGAGGGGGUAUUGGUGUGGACGAAAUGAAUGCGGCUCUGUGAGCAGCACUAAUACGCAGUAGUGGCUGCCUUUUUUUGAGUGGAGUGGUUCGCGAACCUGGGCCAAAAACACAUGCACCUGUUUCUGCCCCACUCGGCCUGUAGGGUGUAGGUGGCACCUCAUGGAGAUGAUGACAGGGAGCUCGACCGACACGCGCAGAGACCGCUUUCGGCGCCUGCAAGGUGCGAGAUAUUAAGGUCGUCCUGCCAGCGAGCACAAAAGGGAGCCUCUUCGAAAUCCUCAAUCUCGUGAAUCUGUAUCCUCUCCCAGACACUAAAAGAGGGUCAGUUCUCUAGAUUCACCACUUCUGGGAGCCCAAUACCUCGGGACUGUGGCAUCGUGGUCCCCUCCCUGUGCACAAGCACCUGAUAUCUUUCUCUGGCUUGGAGAGAGAGGUGUUUAGGGUAAGUUAGGACCAUCCCUCCAGACACAAAAUACCCAAAAGCCCCUCCAAAGUCCCUGGCCGCGCCAACUUUGCACAUUCGCACACUGCAAGAUAUUUUCCGGAAGAACUUGACACCGAGGACUGACGCUAAAACCUUUUUGGCCGUUGCUCCUAGGGGCUUUCGAUACCAUGGCCUAUCCGAAUCCCGGAGAUAAACGGUUACCGCAUUUGAGAUCCACUCCACCCCGCGGUGGCGGAUCGGCCCACACGGCCAUUGCCGCUGACUUGUUGGUCCGGAAGCAGCCUCCUCCUCUACCAAGGUACCAUUCUCUCUCUCCCUCUUGCUGGCCACCUACCAGGAUUCUGAAUCUUUCAUGGCGUAGGACCGGGAGUUAUCAGAACCAUACUUCGCCGACAAUCAAACAGGAGCCUAGCAAGUCCUUGAACAACUUGAGCCUUGAAGACUCUGCCAGACCUUUCCGACGGGCCAAUGAAAUAAGAUCAUCCAACCGCCCAGCAGCCGAAUCCGAAUGGCGACCCAGCAAGAUCGGACCGGGCUCGGCCUCUCCAGCCUACUCUCCCGGCCGCCAUGAGCACGAAUUCUCACGCAUUCACUUUCCACCCCCCGACUCGAGUAGACGGUCGCCUUCAGCAGGGGGCUACCAACCCUCUCAGCAGACACCCGUCCCACACCAGUCUCGUCAGAACAGUCGUACUCUGGCUCAGCACGCAGAGUCGGAAAGGAGAUGCUAUGAUGCACGACCCGCGUCGGCUCACUCGUCCCAGGAUGAUUUCUCGGCCGAGGCCGACAUCAAACCCUUACUCCAGCCUGAAACCCGGCCCAUCUCCCAGGAACAGCUCGUCAACGAGGUCAAGGGCAUUUACGCUGGCCUUGUCAUGGUCGAGAAGAAAUGCGUCGAGAUAUGUGCGCAACAAGCUCAAACCACCACCAAACUCUCCAACGAGCAGUGGCAGGCAUUGAUCGCCUUACAUCGCACCCUCCUCCAUGAGCACCAUGAUUUUUUCCUGGCAUCCCAACACCCGACAGCAUCACCGGCAUUGUGGCGCCUGCCCACAAAGUAUGCAAUGCCGGCCCGCAUGUGGAGGCAUGGUAUCCAUUCUUUCCUUGAGCUGCUCCGUCAUCGUCUCCCGUAUUCUUUGGAGCAUAUGCUCAGCUUUGUGUACCUCGCGUAUCAAAUGAUGGGGCUUCUCAUGGAAUCCGUGCCCGCUUUCCACGAGACCUGGAUAGAAUGUUUGGGCGACUUAGCUCGCUAUCGGAUGGCUAUCGAAGAAGCUGACCUACGAGAUCGAGAGACGUGGUCCAACGUUGCUCGUAUGUGGUACCAGAAGGCCGCAGACCGCUCGCCCGACACCGGGAGGAUCCAGCAUCACCUUGCAGUUCUCGCCAGGCCCAAUAUUGUCUGCCAAUUGUUUCACUACUCAAAGGCCCUUAUCUCUGUCAACCCGUUCCCCAACGCCCGGGAUUCCAUUAUGCUAUUGUUUAACCCCUUAUUGGACGCAUGCUCAGGCCAGAAGUCUAGGUUGGAUUCGACCCAUUCCAAAUAUUCAAAGCUCGAGAGUUCUCUGGUGACUGCCGCCGGCCUUCUGUUCACCAAGGGUUCCAUCGACCAGUAUUGCUUUCAGGUUGGCCAGUUUACAUCGGAAUUGGAGAACCACAUAGCUCGAUCCGGUGUCAAUUGGAAGGUCCAGGGACCCGAGGUGGCUUCUGCGCUCAUUGCCUUCCUUCUCGACUAUGGGUCGGAAGAGAACUUCCUAUGGAAAUCCUUCCGUGCUGACCGCGAUGGACUUCGAGGCUCCCAGAUUGAUCCGCAGCAGCAACAGCAGCAGCAGCAGCAGGAAUGCAGCUCCACGAUCACCCCCGACCCCAUGGCCAAACAACGCAUUCACAGCGAGUUCUGGGAACAAAAUGGACCCAUCAAUGCAAGCGACUUCCGACAGGCUCCUCCACCUCCGGAACAUCGUGUCAAUGUCAAUUUUACAUCGGCAGAUGAAGUUACCUCGUACGCUCUUCCCGUCUGGUCCAAGGCUAUCUCCAUUGUCGCUGCCAAGCUUGGGGACCGCAACAUCCUACCCUUCCUCCAUCUUACGUUAGCAUUCCUUUGGUCACUAUCAUACGUUCCAGGUGCUCUGAUCUACGUCGAAAAUUAUGUUCCGUGGAGUGUGUUGGUCCUUUCUUUGAACAGUUUGAGCAGAUCCGGUGUGGUUGACGCGCACGUCGAAUCCAAAGAGUUCCCUCAACAACAGUCUGGCACGGGAAGACAGUUGCCCGAAGACUUUCCCAUCCGCGGCCUGGUCUGGGCGCCGUAUUAUUUCCCGUCGGACUUCUUUGAGGGAGACGUGGUGGAUGAAGAUGAACGCGCAUUGGAACUGCCAAGCCACACAGCACCACGGGCAGAGCGGUGUCUCUGGCUGGGAGUUCGACUUGCAUCGUUGAAUCGCUACAUAACAUAUGACCGCUCCACAAAGCAAUUUGGCUGCACCAGCUUUGCUUUGUCGCUCUCGGAGAAUGCAUCGAUGCAUACGUUGCGCGUUCAAACGCCCAUCACCGCUGAACUUGAUCUGCAAAUGACCGACGUCUGAUUUCGAAGACAUCUGGAAGCCGCCAGCGGCGAAUCCGGUGGGUAAUCGGGCCCGUCAGAUUGUUCCGACGUUGUGCUUGACCCAUCGCUGCCAUUUCGGCUCCGGACGAUCUUUCUGGACGAAGGAUUUUGAUUGCCUUACCCGGCAGUUUAUCGAAAGAAAUCAACAAACACCUGGACGGGCCCCUGUCAGUGGCCACACUCGGCGUGCACGUCAGAAACGCCAAGUGAGGACGUGUGAGAUUGUGCGGAGGCGGACUGUUUGCAAUAUUUUGGGGGGGAAGCCAACUCAACUAGCUAACAGCAGGCAUGGAUGGGUGAUCCGGGUAGAAAGAAGCCAGGAUGGAGGCCGCCUCGACUGUACUUGUUCUUUUUCAAGUAACCAGCAAUAUGUUGAACACCUUAUGCAGCAGACUUCUGAAGCCAAUUGACGAGCCACGUGUGUUUUUUUUUCUCCCUUCCUUGACCACAAGUAUGCCGUAGGUUGAUUGCCAUGACCAUGUGCGUGGCCGCAGUCUGGAGGGACUUGGCUCUCUGGUUAGAUCGGGGAAGACCGAUAGGAUCUGUG
Molecule: messenger RNA, 3642 nt
Organism: Cladophialophora immunda
Lineage: Eukaryota; Fungi; Ascomycota; Eurotiomycetes; Chaetothyriales; Herpotrichiellaceae
Exons: 2
Coding region: 664-3075 (803 amino acids)
Biological process (GO): nuclear-transcribed mRNA catabolic process, nonsense-mediated decay
Cellular component (GO): telomerase holoenzyme complex
Molecular function (GO): telomeric repeat DNA binding; protein binding; telomerase RNA binding
Source: RefSeq, a predicted model, not a curated record